AGAGCGCCCUGCUCCUCCUUCAGCUGCUGGCGUCGCCGCGCGGGGAGAAAGAAGCCGUCCCUCCGGCGCUGGGAGAGCUGCAGAGCCGCGGGCAGAGGAGGAGGCCGCGGCCGAGCCCGGCAGCCCGAUACCCCCCAUCCGAGCGACCCCCUUUGGGGCAGGCGGAGAAGGUGGCAUAGGCGACCAGGAGGGUUCGCCCACCUGGGACACGCACCCACAGUCACCUCCAAAGGACCCCCCUCCCCAAGUCUCUAGGGGCUGCUCCUUCAUCACCGGAGUCGCCCCUACCUCUCUGCCCCCAGCCCCAGAGCCCCAGGCGGGGACCCCCGGAUCGGACGUCCCCAAGCCUCCGGGCACCUGGCUCAGCAGGAGGCCCCCGGCUCGGGGCAGGGCAGGGCCGGCGGCGGCGAGCCGGAGCCCGCCCCCUGCCCGGGCCCCGCCGAGCCCUCGGAGCCCACCCAUGGGGCACCUGCCCCUUGCGCCUCCUUGCCCGGCCGCGCCCAGCCCGGCGUCCCGAGCAGCGCAGGGGAGGAUCCCCGCGCAGUGACCCGGGAGCCACCACAGACUCUGGGAGGCUCGGCGGCUGGAGCAGCAGGCAGCUCCCCGCAGCUCCCGGCGCUUCCAGGCAGCUCUCUGAGCCGUGCCAGAGGCCCGGCCCGCCAUUCCCAGCCCCGAGCCAUGAUGAAGACUUUGUCCAGCGGGAACUGCACGCUCAGUGUGCCCGCCAAAAACUCAUACCGCAUGGUGGUGCUGGGUGCCUCUCGGGUGGGCAAGAGCUCCAUCGUGUCUCGCUUCCUCAAUGGCCGCUUUGAGGACCAGUACACACCCACCAUCGAGGACUUCCACCGCAAGGUAUACAACAUCCGCGGCGACAUGUACCAGCUCGACAUCCUGGAUACCUCUGGCAACCACCCCUUCCCCGCCAUGCGCAGGCUGUCCAUCCUCACAGGGGAUGUCUUCAUCCUGGUGUUCAGCCUGGAUAACCGGGAGUCCUUCGAUGAGGUCAAGCGCCUUCAGAAGCAGAUCCUGGAGGUCAAGUCCUGCCUGAAGAACAAGACCAAGGAGGCGGCGGAGCUGCCCAUGGUCAUCUGUGGCAACAAGAACGACCACGGCGAGCUGUGCCGCCAGGUGCCCACCACCGAGGCCGAGCUGCUGGUGUCGGGCGACGAGAACUGCGCCUACUUCGAGGUGUCGGCCAAGAAGAACACCAACGUGGACGAGAUGUUCUACGUGCUCUUCAGCAUGGCCAAGCUGCCGCACGAGAUGAGCCCCGCCCUGCAUCGCAAGAUCUCCGUGCAGUACGGUGACGCCUUCCACCCCAGGCCCUUCUGCAUGCGCCGCGUCAAGGAGAUGGACGCCUAUGGCAUGGUCUCGCCCUUCGCCCGCCGCCCCAGCGUCAACAGUGACCUCAAGUACAUCAAGGCCAAGGUCCUUCGGGAAGGCCAGGCCCGUGAGAGGGACAAGUGCACCAUUCAGUGAGCGAGGGAUGCUGGGGCGGGGCUUGGCCAGUGCCUUCAGGGAGGUGGCCCCAGAUGCCCACUGUGCGCAUCUCCCCACCAAGGCCCCGGCAGCAGUCUUGUUCACAGACCUUAGGCACCAGACUGGAGGCCCCCGGGCGCUGGCCUCCGCACAUUCGUCUGCCUUCUCACAGCUUUCCUGAGUCCCCUUGUCCACAGCUCCUUGGUGGUUUCAGCUCCUCUGUGGGAGGACACAUCUCUGCAGCCUCAAGAGUUACGCAGAGACUCAAGUUACACCUUCCUCUCCUGGGAUUGGAAGAAAUGUUGAUGCCAGAGGGGUGAGGAUUGCUGCGUCAUAUGGAGCCUCCUGGGACAAGUCUCAGGAUGAAAAGGACACCGAAGGCCAGAUGAGAAAGGUCUCCUCUCUCCUGGCAUAACACCCAGCUUGGUUUGGGUGGCAGCUGGGAGAACUUCUCUCCCAGCCCUGCAACUCCUACCCUCUGGUUCAGCUGCCUCUGCACCCCCUCCCACCCCCAGCACACACACAAGUUGGCCCCCAGCUGCCCCUGACAUUGAGCCAGUGGAGUCUGUGUGUUUGAAGGGGGCGUGGCCACACCUCCUAGACCACGCCCACCACUUAGACCACGCCCACCUACUGACCGCGUUCCUCAGCCUCCUCUCCUAGGUCCCUCCGCCCGACAGUUGUGCUUUCUUGUGGUUGCAGCUGUUUUCGUGUCAUGUAUAGUAGUAGAAAUGGAAAUCAUUGUACUGUAAAAGCCUAGUGACUCCCUCCUUGGCCAGGCCCUCACCCAGUUCAGAUCCACGGCCUCCACUGGGGACGCCUUCCUCCUCUGCUCCCGAACAGGGUUUCCGUGGCCUGUUUGCAGCUAGACAUUGACCUCCGCCAUUGAGCUCCACGGUUUACAGACAAUUGCACAAGCGUGGGGUGGGCAGGCCGGGACUGCUUUUUUUUAAUGCUCCCAUUUCACAGAGGAUACCACCGAGACUCGGAGGGGACAUGAUGAGCACCAGGCCCCACCCUUGUCCCCUAGCAAAUUCAGGGUACAGCUCCACCUAGAACCAGGCUGCCCUCUACUGUGCUCGUUCCUCAAGCAUUUAUUAAGCACCUACUGGGUGCUGGGUUCACUGUGUCCUAGGAAACCAAGAGGGUCCCCAGCCCUGGCCUCUGUCCGCCCCUGCUGCCCCACCGCCUUCUGCACACACAGCGGUGGGGAGGCGGGGAGGAGCAGCUGGGACCCAGAACUCAGCCUGGGAGGGGUCCGACAGAAAAGCUCAGGGCGGGUCUUCUCCUUGUGCCCGGGAUUGGGCUGUGCUGGGUACCACCAUGUACUCAGGCAUGGUGGGUUUUGAACCCAUAAACCAAAGGCCCUUGUCAUCAGCUCUUAACAAGUAUAUUUUGUAUUUUAAUCUCUCUAAACAUAUUGAAGUUUUAGGGCCCUAAGGAACCUUAGUGAUCAUCUAAUGGGUCUUUCUGAGGUUCAGAGAGGGUAAGUAACUUCCUCCAGGUCACACAGCAAGUCUGUGGGUGGCAGAAGCAAGCUAGCGCUGGGCAUUCAGUACAUACCACGAUGUGCUCCCUCUCUUGAUGCUUGGCCCCUGGGGCCUUCAGGGCUUUGGGACAUCUUGUCCUCAACCGUCUCCCUAGAUCAGUCUGUGAGGGUCCCUGUAGAUAUUGUGUACACCAUGCUCAUGUAUAUACAAGUACACACAGAUGUACACACAGAUGUACACAUGCUCCAGCCCCAGCUCUGCAUACCUGCACCUGCACCCCAGCCUUGGCCCCUGCCUGCGUCUGUGCUCAAAGCAGCAGCUCCAACCCUGCCUCUGUCCCCUUCCCCACCCACUGCCUGAGCCUUCUGAGCAGACCAGGUACCUUGGCUGCACCGGUGUGUGGCCCGCUCUCACCCAGGCACAGCCCCGCCGCCAUGGAUCUCCGUGUACACUAUCAAUAAAAGUGGGUUUGUUACAAA
This is a messenger RNA of Pan troglodytes (chimpanzee), 3448 nucleotides long. RefSeq names its product RASD family member 2 (gene RASD2). The record is from RefSeq and is a predicted model, not a curated record. Gene Ontology annotation, molecular function: GTP binding; GTPase activity; G-protein beta-subunit binding. Gene Ontology annotation, biological process: signal transduction. Lineage: Eukaryota; Metazoa; Chordata; Mammalia; Primates; Hominidae. The transcript is spliced from 3 exons. The coding region runs from base 679 to 1479 and encodes 266 amino acids.